Acanthamoeba castellanii str. Neff is the source of this 1047-nucleotide messenger RNA. RefSeq names its product histone deacetylase. The coding region runs from base 1 to 1047 and encodes 348 amino acids. NCBI's taxonomy places the organism in Eukaryota, Discosea, Longamoebia, Acanthamoebidae. The transcript is spliced from 8 exons. The record is from RefSeq and is a predicted model, not a curated record.
AUGGAGACUGCGGGCAAGUUUGUGGUGAUUUACUCGAGCGAGCAGGAGCGCUUCGUGACCCCACACGGCCUGUACCUGGGCGAGAAGGUGCCGGCUGUCGAGACGCCCGAGCGCACCAAAUCCCUCGUACAGAGGCUCGUCGAAUCCGGACAGGUGGAGGUGGUGGAGCCGCGUGCGUACCCCAUCGAGCCCAUCCUGGCCGUGCACGACGCCGACUACGUGAACUUCAUCAGGACCGUCAACUCCACGCCCAUCGACGACCCCGAGAUCCCCGAGGGCAAACCGGCGCCGGUGGCCUAUCCGUUCACCUUCCCGUACGCCCGGCCGGGUCUGUCCAAGCAUCGCUCGCGGUCGAUCAUCGCACAGAUGGGUCGCUACGUUUUCGAUCUCUCCACGCCCAUCAACUCGGACACCUACCCCGCUGCCUAUAAGUCUGUGGAAGUGGCCCUUACUGGCGCUGACAUGCUAGCCAACAGCCACCACGCCCAGCGGGACUUGGCCGGUGGCUUCUGCUUCUUCAACAACGCCGCCAUCGCCGCCCAGUACCUUCUCGACCACCCCACCGCGCCCGCGCAAAAGGUGGCGAUUUUGGAUCUGGACUUCCACCACGGCAACGGCACGCAGGACAUCUUCUACGAGACCGAUAGUGUGCUCUUUGUCUCGCUCCACCACACCCCGCACGGCGCCUACCCCUACUUCUCCGGCUUCGAAGAUGAGAUCGGCGUGGGCAAGGGCGAGGGCUUCAACAUCAACUACCCUCUCGAGGCCGGAACCGACGAGGACACCUACACCGCCGUACUCAACACGGCGUGCGACGAGAUUGCCAAGUACGGGGCGGACUACCUGGUGGUGUCGUUGGGGUUCGACACGUUCUGCGAGGACCUGAUCUCCAACUUCAAGCUGACCGAACCCUACUACGAGACGAUGGCGGCCAUCGUGUCGGCGCGCCUGCCCGGCCUGCCGGCCCUCAUCGUCGGCGAGGGCGGCUACAAGGUCGACAAGCUGGGCGUCCUCGCCCUCAACUUCCUCAAGGGCUGGAAGUCUUAA